GCUCAAAGCCUUGGAUUUGAAAAAAAGCGAGGAGAACAACUGUUUGACCUAGAGCGAGCACAGGGCGAGGCGCUGUUGCUCUUGUGGAUACCGAUGACCGGAUCGAAGUAGGAUUUCUUUUACAGUUGAUCGUAGUGCUGGUUUGUUUUCCUUGUGCGGUUGUGGCGUCGAGGAGGAAGCGGGGUAGCUAGGGGAUCGUGUCUUCUCCGUGAUGGCCGCUAUAUCAGGAAUAUUUUCUGGGAAAGCCAGUAAGACGUUCAAGCCGAAAAAGAAUAUCCCAGAGGGAACUCACCAGUAUGAUUUGAUGAAGCAUGCGGCGCAGACCCUGGGCAGUGGAAAUCUUCGCCUGGCGGUCAUGCUACCGGAGGGUGAAGACCUCAACGAAUGGGUCGCUGUGAACACCGUGGACUUUUUCAAUCAGAUCAACAUGCUGUACGGCACUAUCACAGAGUUUUGCACGGCAGAAAACUGUCCAGUGAUGUCGGCAGGUCCACGGUACGAGUAUCAUUGGGCAGAUGGUACGGUGAUCAAGAAGCCGAUAAAAUGCUCUGCCCCCCGGUACACGGACUAUCUCAUGAGCUGGGUACAGGAUCAACUAGAUGACGAAACUCUCUUCCCAUCGAAAAUCGGCGUUCCGUUUCCCAAGAGUUUCCUGAACAGUUGCAAGACGAUCCUAAAACGACUCUUCCGCGUCUACGCACAUAUCUAUCAUCAGCAUUUCCGAGAAGUCGUCUCCCUCGGAGAAGAAGCACAUCUGAACACGUCCUUCAAGCACUUCAUCUUCUUUGUACAGGAGUUUACCCUCAUCGAUAAGAGAGAGCUGCAGCCGUUGGCGGAGUUGAUCGAGAAGCUCACGUCGAAAGACCGAUAACCAGUGUAUAUAUUUCAAGAGUAAGGAGUAUGUCCGAGUAUAGCCAACGCAAAGUUAUGAUGAACGACUAUCAGUGAACAGAACAGGCAGUAGAGCCGGGGGUACCUUGGGUGACAGAUUUCAAGUCCCAAUGCUGCAGUUGGCAAUGGAUAGGUUAGCACCACACGUAUCUACAUUCUUGAACGCACACUGUGCUAUUCCUACGCAGCGGCUCAGUGUGCGGCGAGAUCAAUGUGAUGUUGACUACAUGUACGUGUGGAGUAACAGAAAUCAGUAGAUGUGUGCUGCUGUUUGUUGCCGUGUAAAUCUAUCAAUUUCUCCCCCCGUGUACAUGAAUUCAUUCACCACCUACUCUUUUCUUUAUGCUAUUGUGUAAGGCGCUGCCGAUCGUCUUGCCAUGCACACACAGGCACCGCGCGCACGCACCCACACACACACACACCACACGCACACGUAUGCACAGACACAUGCAGAGACACGCACACGCAUCAUGCACACACCCGUGCAAGUGCUGGUGAAAUUGGACAGUGUCAUGAUGAGUUCCUCCUAUUAUUUUUUUUCUUACCGACCUCAGUCCGUUCUGUAAAGUUGAUAUGAUUUGCAGCAAUCACUUUCGUUGUUUGUAACUUACCCAUCAGUGUAAUCUGGUUUGAGUUUGCCAAGGGAGGCCCUAUUCAGUUUUGCCACCUUUCAUAUUUUCCCAAGGUGGUACUGUAUUUGAUUGCUGGUCACAUGCUUAGGGACACCGCAUAUCUUGCUGUAUAGUUUUGCUGUCCUAUCUAAACAACCAUACUGGCAUUCUGCCUCAUCGCUGAUUGAUUGACCAUCAAAGUCAUGGGAUGCUUCUUUGCAAGUUGUGAUGCCCGGUUUAAUUUGUGUGCUUUGCUGUUUUCUAUUGUCUAUUUUUCCAUUCAGAUGUUGUGUGUGUGUCCAUGUAGCGAGGCUACAUCUACAUCA
Molecule: messenger RNA, 1828 nt
Organism: Sycon ciliatum
Lineage: Eukaryota; Metazoa; Porifera; Calcarea; Leucosolenida; Sycettidae
Product: MOB kinase activator 1B
Exons: 5
Coding region: 212-871 (219 amino acids)
Biological process (GO): positive regulation of protein phosphorylation; signal transduction
Cellular component (GO): nucleus; cytoplasm
Molecular function (GO): protein kinase activator activity
Source: RefSeq, a predicted model, not a curated record